This is a messenger RNA of Cyanidioschyzon merolae strain 10D, 2070 nucleotides long. Its product is annotated as Smt3-activating enzyme E1 C subunit. Lineage: Eukaryota; Rhodophyta; Bangiophyceae; Cyanidiales; Cyanidiaceae. Gene Ontology annotation, cellular component: SUMO activating enzyme complex; cytoplasm. Bases 1 to 2070 code for a protein of 689 amino acids. The transcript has a single exon. Gene Ontology annotation, biological process: protein sumoylation. The record is from RefSeq and is a predicted model, not a curated record. Gene Ontology annotation, molecular function: SUMO activating enzyme activity.
AUGCUCGUUGAUAGUCGUGCGACCAUGGAGCCGAGUACGCGAGCACAGCCCUGUGUGUCGUCUUUGGAGUCGCUGUCAGCGCUGCGGGUUUUGCUCGUGGGCGCCGGCGGCAUCGGUUGCGAGCUCGCCCACGGUCUCGUCCAGCUCGGGGUGGGCUGUCUUCAUCUCGUUGAUCUGGACCGGGUGGAUGCCUCGAACCUGAACCGGCAGUUUUUGUUCCGGCGUUCGGACAUUGGUCGGCUCAAAAGCGAGGCGGUGGUGGCGAACCUCGGCCGGACGCUGCCCGGCCAGGGACUCGAGUUGGUCGCUCACGCAGGUGAUGUUCGGGACACAACAAAGUUUUCAUGGAACUUUUUUCGCUCUUUUGAUGUUGUGCUGAAUGCGCUGGACAACCUGGAGGCUCGCCAACACGUGAACAAGAUGUGCAUAGCCACCCGGAGGCUCCUGAUCGACACUGGCAGUGCUGGUUACCUGGGUCAGGUCGUGCCCAUCCUGCCGGGGGUCAGUGAGUGCUACCAGUGCACACCCAAGUCGGGAACGCGUCAGUUUGCGGUUUGCACGAUCCGCUCCAAUCCCGAAAAACCAGCGCAUUGUGUUGCCUGGGCAAAACAUCUCUUCAACCAUCUUUUUGCACCAGAGUCAGCGGCUGAGUCCAUGCUCAGCGACUUGGACUGUCGAUGGGACGGUCAGGAGACACCUGCGGCGUAUACUGUUCGGUUAUUGAGGUUCUUAUUCGUGGAAGAGGUGACACGACAAGCCGCGAUACGGCAGGAGGCGGGUGAACAACGACGACCUCGACCAUUGGAGGGCGCGCUGCUCGACGACCUCGAGACGCUGACUCAACAGCAACAGCAGCAGCAACAGCAACAGCAACAGCAGCAGCGCCUAGAGGCACUAGAUGAGCGAUUUGCGCAGCAGACCAGUGCCUGGGAUGUCUCUACGUGUUUAGCGGUUCUCAAUGAGGUGGUUCCGCGACUAUGUAGCUGCUCGAAACCUCGCACCUUUGAUAAGGAUGAUGCUGAGGCGUUGGCGUUCGUCACAGCCAUGAGCAACUUACGCGCACACUGCUAUCGGGUAGAGCCGCUGCAGAGCCCUUUCGAAGUCAAAGGUAUUGCCGGUGGAAUCGUACACGCGAUCGCUGCCACGAAUGCUAUGGUGGCUGGGCUAGCACUCACGGAGCUCUGCAAAUGGCACCAACUGGUGCAGCGGACAGAUAACGCCACUGACUUGAAACGCGCGCGAAGUGUACUCCGCUGCGUCUUUGUGCUGCGAACACCAACCCCAUCCCGAAGUCGCUCUGAAUCCGUGCUGCUGCUGCCAGAAGCGCUCGCAGCGCCCAACAAAGAUUGUUCCAUAUGCUCCCGCGGCAAAUUAGCCAUCGCGUUGACCAGCGCCCUAACGCAGGUUACGCUCGGGCAAUUCAUACGCGAGUGCUUGCACGGUCAGCUUGGUAUCGGUACAGAAGCCGCGCUUCUGAUUGGCCUCUGUACACGAGACGCGCGCGGUGAACCCUGCGUUGCGCUUUUGUAUGAGGACCCGGACCCUGCGGAUGCGAUCACCGCACUGGCGAACGGCGACUCGCCUAAAGAUAUCGGCAACAACAACGACGAUGACGAUGAUGAUGAAGACGAGCGAUGCUUAUGGCGUGCAAACUGCGAGAGAUCUCUGGCGUCGCUUGGAGUCGAAGCAUCGGCGGAGCUGCAGAUCGAUGCCGUCCAAAGAAAAGAAGAACAUGGGACGCAGUUUCAGCGACUGCGUUUCGAUGUGUAUCUGGUGCCCGGCACUGAGAACACUGCUGCGACAGAAACAAACUGGCGCAUCCUCGAAGGCAGCAGCAUCGGUGAGUGGGAAACCCUUCCUCUGCCGUCGUCAAAUGAUCCGGAUAAUGAGCGCGAUGAGAAUAAGAGCAGCAGACCGGACUCGGAAGUUGACCUCAUCGAAAUCGACGCAACUGACUCGGAAACAAUGGCUCCCGCUGAGGAUGCUGCCGAAGCCUCCAUUCCGCGAAAGCGGUAUCGAGCGUCGACCGAAUCCCCCGACGCGGAUACCGUGCUGCUCAUUGACCCGUGA